Messenger RNA from Suillus bovinus, 357 nucleotides. RefSeq lists its product as uncharacterized. The record is from RefSeq and is a predicted model, not a curated record. Gene Ontology annotation, molecular function: ATP binding; nucleic acid binding. NCBI's taxonomy places the organism in Eukaryota, Fungi, Basidiomycota, Agaricomycetes, Boletales, Suillaceae. The annotation marks the transcript as partial. The transcript is spliced from 2 exons.
GAUAUAUCCCAGCGGCGCCAGGACAUUGUAGACUCUUUCACCCGACUCGAUUUUCUUGCGAAAGGAACAAAACAGCCAAAAUUGUUUCAACUCAAGUGCCUCGUAUCAUUGCUCGCAUCAAGACAUGUUGUCGUCAGAGCUGCAACAGGUGCUGGCAAGACACUGGCAAUGAUCCUUCUUCCCUUGCUGCUCUCUCCCGACAAGAUAGCAAUCACCGUCACACCAUUGAAGCUUUUGCAAAAAGAUCACGUCAACGAGUUUGUCCAGUAUGGGAUUCCCUCCAUCGCAAUUAACCAUGAUACCCCACAUGACAAGACACUAUGGAACGUACGUGAAUCUUACAUUGACGGCAAAUCU